Molecule: messenger RNA, 1017 nt
Organism: Striga asiatica
Lineage: Eukaryota; Viridiplantae; Streptophyta; Magnoliopsida; Lamiales; Orobanchaceae
Source: the annotation of a GenBank genome assembly
AUGGCGACAGGUGCAGUAGUACGUCAGUCUGGAUACGAGGCGUUUUUUCCGGGCAGGAAAAGGGCCCACCGAUCAAAAGUGGCCGCCGGGAUUCAUAUCAAGAAAAAGGUGGUGCGGUUGCCCGAUGACGACUACGACGAUGAUGUUCAGAGUCUUAAGAAGAGAAGAUCAGUCGAGAAAUCAUCAAUUUCCGGUUACGCAAGCAUAGACGAGUACGAGUGUCUCGACAGAAUCAGCCAGGGCACGUACGGCGUCGUCUACAGAGCACGUCACAAGAUGACCGGCGAAAUAGUUGCCGUCAAGAAGGAAUUGGGCGGGCUAUGCGAGUCAACGCUGACCGAAUUAAAUAUCCUGAAGUCUAUUCGCCACCCGUCGAUCGUGGAGUACAAGCACGUGGCCGUGGACGAUUGCGACGGGAUUUAUAUCGUGAUGGAGUACGCUGAGUACGAUCUUUACGAUUACCUGAAGAGGCCCUCCUUCACUCUGCCUCAAGUGAAGCGCCUUAUGAAGGAGCUACUUGAAGGAGUCAAUCACCUUCAUCAGAAUCGGGUGAUGCACAGGGACCUCAAGCCCUCCAACGUCCUUAUUGACGACAAGGGCAAGCUCAAGAUAUGCGAUUUUGGGGUGUCCCGUCAGUUUCCGAGCGCGCUGGAUCCUCUCUGCACCCCUUACGUGGGGACCCUUUGGUACAAGGCUCCUGAACUCUUGCUCGGGGACCACACCUAUUUGCCAGCUGUUGAUAUGUGGUCGGUCGGGUGCAUUAUGGCGGAGUUCUUCUUGAGGCAAGUGCUUUUCAAAGGGGACUCGGAAAUCCAGCAGCUUGGGAUUAUCAAGACCAAUCUCGAGCAGCCUCAUGGUUUGUUGCGCGAGAAGUUUGGUGCUGCCACUGUUUCGGAAGGUGGGCUGUUGCUUUCGGAGAGUGGGUUUGAGCUGCUCUCGCGGCUUUUGUGUUACAGUCCAAAGGAGAGGAUAUCGGCUCAAGACGCGCUCGAUCACGAGUGGUUUUGCGAGUCGUAA